This is a messenger RNA of Lolium perenne, 1049 nucleotides long. RefSeq lists its product as uncharacterized. Lineage: Eukaryota; Viridiplantae; Streptophyta; Magnoliopsida; Poales; Poaceae. Gene Ontology annotation, molecular function: electron transfer activity. The record is from RefSeq and is a predicted model, not a curated record. Gene Ontology annotation, cellular component: plasma membrane.
UAUACAUACACACGUAACACACACGCGCAAAAUAAGUACAUACUCUACACCUAAGACCUAGCUACCACAUCGAUCGAUCGGCGUUGAGUUUGGCACCACAUGACCGGCAUGGCACUGGCGCGGCUCGCCGUGGCUCCCCUCCUCCACCUGCUGCUGGCGGCGACCUGUUGCGCCGGCCGCGACUUCAUCGUCGGCGGCCGAGGCGGGUGGGCGACGCACCCGGCCGAGCCGUUCAACACUUGGGCCGAGCGCAACCGCUUCCAGGUCAACGACAGCCUCGUGUUUAGGUACAGCGAUCACAGCGACUCGGUGAUGGCGGUGAGCCAGAGCCACUACGACGCCUGCAACACCACCGACCCCUACGUCCAUCUCGAGGGCGGCCACAACGUCUUCGGCCUCGCCAGAUCCGGCCCAUACUUCUUCAUCAGCGGCGACGCCAAACGCUGCCAGGCCGGCGAGCACCUCAUCGUCGUCGUCCUCGCGGUGCGUGCCGGCAGUGGCAGCCCCUCUCCUUCCACAAAGCCGUCGCCAUCCAAGUCGUCGCCCCCAUCAUCAUUGCCGCCUCCCGUCCCAGCACCGGCGGGUUCCCAGGCGACUCCGCCUGCUGCGGGGAACUCUUCCUCGACGCCACCGCCGCCUGCGGGAAGUUCUUCGUCGACGCCACCGCCAUCUCCUUCGUCGACGCCGCCUCCUCCCGCAGUUGCACCGCCACCGGCGACCAAUGCUACGGUUGCACCGCCGCCGCAUUCGCCGUCGUCCGCGUCAGCCGUGAGGGGCGGUGUCCUGGCGUUCCUCGCGAUCGCCGGAGCAAUAGUACUAGCUUGAUUCUGUCGAUUGGUCCAUUCAGAUGUUUUUCGUCCUUGUGUUUAGUUUGCUUCGGUUGCUACUUUUGGUUGAUUUACCUUCAAAGUUUGUAGGAUCCUAUCGGAUCAAAAUAAUGUUUUUCUUUGUUUCGUCGCCAAUAUCUUCUAUUUCUAGCAAGUACGGUAUGUAAUCUUUCAUGAUGUAGUAUGUAAUCUCGUUAAGACAGAUUCUUAGGAGGGUUUAAG